This is a messenger RNA of Penicillium odoratum, 3141 nucleotides long. Its product is annotated as putative sister chromatid cohesion factor (Chl12). The transcript is spliced from 3 exons. Lineage: Eukaryota; Fungi; Ascomycota; Eurotiomycetes; Eurotiales; Aspergillaceae. The record is from RefSeq and is a predicted model, not a curated record. The coding region runs from base 1 to 3141 and encodes 1046 amino acids. Gene Ontology annotation, cellular component: nucleus. Gene Ontology annotation, molecular function: ATP hydrolysis activity; DNA binding; ATP binding.
AUGCUUCCAUCAUCGCCGAAUUUUCUUUCCUCGUUUGAUCCCGCCCUUCAACUUCACUCGGAAGGCCCUGUUACGUUCAAUCCACCAUCUGAGUCGUUCUCCGACGACAUCGAGGCAAUCCACCAGCACCGUGUGGAACAGACCCGCAAUAAAGUCGUGAUUCAACACCGUUCUUGGGAUUUAUCGGAUAUAUUUCGCAGUGACGACGAUAUCAGACCAGAUACUCCGACCAAAGCUUCCGCCGCAACUCCUCGAGCAAGUACGCAUGCGCCGAGUCGGAAUCUUCUAUUGCCAUCUCUUCCGUCCUCACCUCCAACGGCGAGAAUGCCGUUUAUAUCAUCCCCUGGUGCUGCAGCGGCUAGCGAUGCACAGAAAAGAAAAGCCGCGGAAGUUGCAAAUCCACAAGCGGGUGAGCCUAAGCGUCAAAGAAUUCUAGGAGGAUUUGUCGAUGACGACGAAGACGACGAUGAAGAUCUUACCGCUUUUCAAGACCAGGAAUUGAAGAGCCACUUUGAAUUGCCAGAGCAUAUCGAAACGGAGAGGUUCUCGAGCCCCAGGCUGUCAGAGCAGCCACAGAGUUUCGCUAGUGCACCACAACCGACAGAAUUCGCGUCCACGACUUUGAAUCCCCAAUUGGAAAUGACAUCUCGACCUGCCCCGAAAAAAUUCCAGAUCAAAACAUGCAACGGGAAGAUACAUACCAUUCCUCUGAAGACAGCUCAGGCUUCUGUUUCAUAUGAGCAAAUGAUCGCUAGCCGAUCUGAAACAGAGCCUGGAAAAGCGAAGAAGAGCUACUAUGGAAUUGAAAUCCACAAGUUAUUGGACGACGCAGCAAAAGAUAUGAGAACUUCAAAGCUUCCUCUACCGCCUCCAGUCAAGGCUUCCAUUGAAAAGAACGAAGGAGACGCGAAAAAGAAUAAGCUUGACUCCAUGAUGUGGACUGAGAAGUAUCGCGCUCGCAAAUUCACAGAUCUUAUUGGUGAUGAACGUACUCAUCGCUCGGUGCUGCAUUGGCUAAAAGCUUGGGAACCGAUCGUGUUCCCUGGCCUGGCUCGCUCCCGCAAGAAGAAAGUGGACCAAGAAGACAACGAGGAACGCAUGCACAGGAAAGUUCUCUUAUUGAGUGGACCGCCUGGGUUGGGAAAGACUACCCUAGCACAUGUGUGUGCCAAGCAGGCCGGCUACGAAGUACUUGAAAUCAAUGCAAGUGAUGAACGCAGUAGGGACGUGGUCAAGGGGCGAAUUCGAGACGCACUGGGAACGGAGAAUGUCAAGGGCUCAAAUGUCGAGAUCGGCGAGAACAAGGUACGCCGGGCCGCCAAACCUGUCUGCGUUGUGGUGGAUGAGGUCGACGGUGUCGUCGGUGGAGCUGGCAGUGGCGGCGAGGGUGGAUUCAUGAAAGCCCUUAUCGACCUGGUGGUACUUGAUCAGCGCAACUCGAAUCGAUCUACCGAAAAUGGUGGUCAAUACGGCAAGAAACGCAAGGGAGACACCUUCCGCUUUCUCCGACCGUUGAUUCUUGUUUGCAACGAUUUGUACCACCCCAGUCUUCGGCCCUUGAGGGCCUCAUCCAUUGCUGAAAUGAUUCAUGUUCGUCAAGCGCCAUUGGAGAAUGUCGUGCAGCGAGUCAAGAGCAUUUUUGUCCGAGAGGGUAUCCCCUGUGACAGUGAUGCAGCCCGAAGGCUUUGCGAGGCUGCAUGGGGAUUAUCAGCCCGAAGACAGCGCAACUCUAAGAAUUCAGGGUCUGCCGAGGGCGAUAUUCGGAGUGUGCUUGUUGCCGCCGAGGGAGUAGCGCACAAGCUUCGAAACGAACGUAUGGACUCUUUGCGAUUGACUCGGAACUGGCUGGAGCAGCGGGUUUUGAGCGCGUCAACGGAAGGUGGUUCAUUCUCCAAAGAAAUGAGCCGCGGAGGUGUUCGUGAGAUCGUGAAUCGUGUCUUCACUGAGGCUGCAGGAUUCACAGAUGCUCCUGUCGGUAGAGACUCCUUCCAGGAUCAAUUCAACGGCCCUAAUAGCCGGAUCCCAGUCGGUGUGGCCGAUUUGCGAAAACGACAUGGCAUCAAUCGUCUACGGGAGAUGAUUGAUUCUAGCGGCGAACAUGACCGGUGUGUGAACGACUGUUUUGCCUCUUACCCCUUCCAACAAUACCAAGAUGAUACCUUCCUCUCCAAACCGAACGCCGCCUAUGAAUGGCUCCACUUCCACGACUCGAUCUCUUCCAAGGUACAUGCCUCUCAAGAGUGGGAAUUAUAUCCGUAUAUGAGUCAAUCGGUGCUUGGGUUUCACCAUCUUUUUGCAACCGCCAGUGGCAAGACUGAAGCUAAUGAUAAGGAUGAGGAUGACGACGACGCUGAAGAGGAGCAUCCAUUUUCAGGACCCAAAGCAGACUUUGCGGCUUUCGAGGCGCAGAAGCAGAACCGGGCUAUCUUGACUGGAUUUCAUUCUUCCUUUUCAGCGCCGCUUGUUCGCUUGUUCCGGUCCCCUGAUAAUGUGAUUAUUGAGCUGGUGCCAUACCUGAUCCGUAUGCUAUCUCCAGAUAUCAAGCCAGUCAUUAUACGUGGCACUGGUGAAUCGAGGAGCACUGCUACUGUCCGCAAAGAAUCAGAGCGUGUCCUUGUCCAGUCUACGGUUCGAGUGAUGGGCGGUAUGGGUGUGACAUUCGAGCAAGUCCGAGUGGAAAACGAAGGCGGAAGUCAUGGUGGAUGGGCUUACCGAAUGGAACCGCCCGUUGACUCGCUCGUGACAUUCUCAAAAAUUCAAGGUACCUCAAUGGCAACCUCCAACGGUAAUGCACCCGUUCGUUAUGCGGUGCGUCAAGCCUUAAAUCAGGAAUAUCUCAAAGAGACCAUGCGAAAGCAAUCCGACGUCCUAAGCGCAUCGGCAAAGAGUGCAAGGGCAGCACUUAAAUCCGCUGCCGAACAACAAGGUGACGUAGCCCAGCGAAUCAGAGAAGACCUCGUCAAGCGGGACUUCUUUGGACGGGUGGUCCAGGAAACCACCGAGUCAACGGAAUCGGGGGGUCCGAAUCACAUGGAUGAAGGCUCGAAAGCCGGCCGCAAAGUUUGGGUUACUUUCCAUGAAGGAUUUUCCAAUGCGGUGCGGAAGCCAAUAUCCAUGGGGGAGCUGUUGACUGGGCUGUGA